Acaulospora colombiana is the source of this 947-nucleotide messenger RNA. NCBI's taxonomy places the organism in Eukaryota, Fungi, Glomeromycota, Glomeromycetes, Diversisporales, Acaulosporaceae. The record is from the annotation of a GenBank genome assembly.
UCGCCCGUGACCUCGCCGACGAACAAUCCUUUGUAGAACUCGUCACUCGCUCCCCUGAACCUGAACCUCUCCCUGAGCCCUUCCCCAUUGAAGGAGGAUUGGACAAUGUGGAGGAGCGUAGGUGGCUCGGUGCUCUCUUCAAGAUCGGCAAGGUUGUUGCCAAAGCCGCCCACAAGGGCCACCAAGCUCACCAACGCCACAAGAACCGCCAUGGCAGGAGGGACCUCGCCGACGAAGAAUCCUUUGAAGAGCUCGUCGCUCGCUCCCCUGAACCUGAACCUCUCCCUGAGCCCUUCCCCAUUGAAGGAGGAUUAGACAACGUGGAGGAGCGUAGGUGGCUCGGUGCCCUGUUCAAGAUCGGCAAGGUUGUUGCCAAAGCCGCCCACAAGGGCCACCAAGCUCACCAGCGCCACAAGAACCGCCAUGGCAGGAGGGACCUCGCCAACGAAGAAUCCUUUGUAGAGCUCGUCGCUCGCACCCCUGAACCUGAACCUCACUACCAUGGAAAGAGGAGCAAGAUCGGUAGAAAGUUUAAAAACUUUUUCAAGAAGGCCGCCAAGGGAAUCGCCAAGGUCGCCAGUUUUGUGAUGAGGCGAAGUGAUGAGGGUGCCGUCUCCGCUGCCCCUCUUGUCGCCCGCUCUGUUGAGGAACCCAUCGAAAUUGAGGCCCGCUCCAUCGAGGAACCCAUCGAACUCGAAGCCCGCGAUGUGGAAGAGCUUGUCGAAUUGGAGGCUCGUGAUUUCGAAGAACCCAUGGAACUUGAGGCCCGCGACGUUGAAGAGUCCAUCGAGCUUGAGGCCCGCGACUUUGACGAGGUCGAAAUUGAAGCCCGUGACGUCGAGGAGCCCAUGGAACUUGAAGCCCGCGACGUUGAAGAGGUCAUUGAGCUCGAGGCCCGCGAUGUUGACGAACCUAUGGAACUUGAGGCCCGCGAUUUCGAUGAGACC